This is a messenger RNA of Aureobasidium pullulans EXF-150, 888 nucleotides long. Its product is annotated as zf-CHY-domain-containing protein. The record is from RefSeq and is a predicted model, not a curated record. The transcript has a single exon. Gene Ontology annotation, molecular function: ubiquitin protein ligase activity; zinc ion binding. Gene Ontology annotation, cellular component: nucleus. Gene Ontology annotation, biological process: protein ubiquitination; ubiquitin-dependent protein catabolic process. The annotation marks the transcript as partial. NCBI's taxonomy places the organism in Eukaryota, Fungi, Ascomycota, Dothideomycetes, Dothideales, Saccotheciaceae.
AUGCCAGAUCUAUUUGCCCAAGGCCCGCUUUGUCACCCUGUCCGAUCCAAUGACAACCCCUACAACAUUACACCACAAGACCUCGAACCCAGCUACUGUUCCGACCACAUCAAUGACGAAGGGACUGGGCUCGGCUGCGCACAUUACAGCAGAAAUGUCAAGGUGCAAUGUUUCGACUGCAACCAAUGGCACCCAUGUCGACACUGCCACGACGCUUCACCACAUCUACCAUUUCCUCACGGGCUCAACCGUAAAAUGACACGCAACAUGCUUUGUAUGCUCUGCAAAACACCACAACCUGCCGGUCCCACAUGCACAAACUGCGGUGUAGAUUCUGCCUAUUACUACUGUUCAAAAUGCAAGCUCUGGGACAACGACAGCACAAAAAGCAUCUACCACUGCGACGACUGCGGUAUCUGUCGUCGGGGCGAGGGCUUGGGCAAAGAUUACGUACAUUGCAAACGCUGCAACGUCUGCAUAUCAAUAUCCACCAGCAGCACACAUCCAUGCGUAGAACGAGCAACAGAUUGCGAUUGUCCUCUAUGCCUGGAUUACCUCUUUUCCUCCUCCCUGCCCGUAGUGAGUCUAGCAUGUGGUCACUACAUGCACGGAUCCUGCUACAAAGACCUGAUGCACGUAACCUACCGCUGUCCAGUCUGCAAUAAAUCCGCCGUAAACAUGGAACUACAAUGGCGCAAACUCGACGAUGAAAUACGUCUACAACCCAUGCCCGAAGACGAAUUCGAAGACUCGGCUGCUGCAAAAGUGAACCCCACUCAUCGACGCAUACCGCGAAAAGUCUUUGUCGGCUGUAAUGACUGUGGAGGAAGAGGCUGGUCCAAUUUCCACUGGCUGGGUCUGAAAUGCCCCCAUUGCGACGGCUACAAU